Lodderomyces elongisporus is the source of this 2070-nucleotide messenger RNA. It is a transcript of the gene MSS116, whose product is annotated as ATP-dependent RNA helicase. The transcript has a single exon. The coding region runs from base 1 to 2070 and encodes 689 amino acids. The record is from RefSeq and is a predicted model, not a curated record. Gene Ontology annotation, molecular function: nucleic acid binding; ATP binding. Gene Ontology annotation, cellular component: nucleolus. NCBI's taxonomy places the organism in Eukaryota, Fungi, Ascomycota, Pichiomycetes, Serinales, Debaryomycetaceae. Gene Ontology annotation, biological process: maturation of LSU-rRNA from tricistronic rRNA transcript (SSU-rRNA, 5.8S rRNA, LSU-rRNA).
AUGAUGAUUGCUCGAUUUGGGAAGCAAGUGCUUAGAAAGAAUGUGUUAGUUAGCAACAGGAUCCACUUUCCAGUGAUUUCACGUGGUUUCCACAACAGUUUUAUCAACAAAAGUGAUGAUUUGAAAAGUCCACCUAUAGAUAUCACAAAGGGUCAAACAGAGGCAAAGGUUGAGACAAAAAAAGACAAGUUUGCAGGAUUUGGGUUGGACUUGGAUGAACUAAUUGGCGAGACCGCCAAAGGUUCUCAAGUUACAGAACAAACCGAGUUGACAAAAUCAGAAGAGGAGAAGAAGAAGAAGAAGAAUAUCAACACCAACACCAAUAAGAACGAUAGGAAGUCGGUACCGGCAAUUUCACUUGAGGAUUUCAAUCCAUCUCAGUUUAAAGAUUUUAAAAACACUGGUCUUAUCGAUGACGUUAUACUAAGGGCUCUAGACAGAGCACACUUUAAGGACCUUACACCUAUUCAGCAAAAAUCUAUUGUGCCGUUGCUUGAAACAGAAAGAGGUAUGGUGUGUCGUGCCAAAACGGGUACAGGUAAAACCCUUACAUUUUUGAUCCCAACACUUCAGAGUGCCGUAUCUAGAAAAAUUGCUAGUGGUGGAAGGAGCUCCGGAGUGGAUACGGUUAUUAUUGUGCCUACUAGGGACUUGGCAUUGCAGAUUUACGAUGAGUAUCAAAAAGUUCUUCGAGGCAUUUCAGGAUCACGUAAACCUCAUAUAAGUUAUGUAAUUGGAGGUAUGAAAAACUCAUUUAACCCAAGAAACCCAAGUGAAAUUGUUAUUGCCACACCAGGUAGAUUGGAGGCUGAUCUUAGAUCCCCACUGUUUGCCUCUGCUUUUACAGAUAUAAAAUAUAGAGUUUACGAUGAGGCAGAUAGAUUAUUGGAUGUUGGAUUUGAGCCAACUUUGGAUAGCAUCGAUCGCUCCAUAAAAAUGAUCAGAUCAGAUGAUGCAGAGCCAUUAAAAUCGUUGUUGUUCAGUGCCACUGUUGAUGCAAGAUUGGACCAGUUUGCUAAACAGCACAUCAACAAAAAAUAUGAUUAUAUAAACACGGUGCCAGAAGAUGACCCAGAAGUCCACGAAAAUAUUCAUCAAGUGAUGUACAAGUGUAAAGAUGCUAUUGAUAAAUUUGGCUCUUUUUUCAAUUACGUCAACCAAUUAGUCAAGGAUUCUCCAGAUAUGAAGAUGAUGGUGUUUUUACCUACACAAACUGCUGUUGAGUUUUUGUAUUCGUACAUGUCAGAAGCUUGCCACAAGCACGAUGUUGAUAUUGAUAUUUUCCAUUUGCAUGGUAAGAGGUCUGCAAGCCAACGUCAAAGAGCAUUGAGUAAUUUCAAGAGGGAUGACAGUGGUAUAUUGAUCACGACUGAUGUUGCCGCUAGAGGAAUUGAUGUCAAAGGAGUUACUCAUGUUGUACAACUUUUUCCUUCUUCUGAAAUUGCCGACUAUGUGCACAAGGUUGGUAGAACCGGUAGAGCAGGUAAAGAAGGUAAAGCAGUUUUGUUUAUUACCCAACCAGAAAUGGCUUAUGUGAGAAGAUUGAAUUCUGAGAGAGGUGUUACAUUUGAACAAGUACACGAGAGUUCCGAAAUUGACAAUUCCAUUGAUUUUUUCGAAGGUAUGCGUCCAGAUGAACAAGUUGCAAACGAUUUCUUUUACACUCUUAUGUCCUUUUUGGCACAAAUCAGCUCGACUUAUCGUCUUAGAGCAGAUGAUCUUGUGGCUGAGAAUGUCAGUUUAUACCGUGCUAUUUUACAAAAACCAGAUGCAAAGUUGAGUCUGCGUGCAGCAUCUGCGUUAAUUAAAAGGUUGAACAGAGACGUUGUAAGAGAGUUUUUUGAGCAAGGGCGCGGGGGUAACAACGGUGGAUAUGGUGGAUAUGGAGGAUCAAGCUAUGGAAGAAGUGGUGGCAGCAAUAGGUAUUCUGGCGGUGGUGGAAAUAGAUCUGAAAAGAGAUUUUCCUUCGCUGGUCGUGGUGGGAAUUCUGGUGGCCACAGCGGCAGAGGCCGUGGAGGACGCAGUGGCUACAGCGGGGGCAGAUCAAGUCAAUACUCUGAUUGGGAGUGA